UAUUUCAAGCAUAGAAAGUGGUCCCACUUGUGUAUAAACUAUAACAAAUUAAAUCAUUUUUAACAUAUAUAAAUAUUCUUAAGCAUGCAAUUCUCUGUUACAAGAGCGCUAUAAAAGUAUUUCAUAUCAGUUUUCUCGCGUUUUUCCGUCGUCACGUUACGCGUCAAUUUUGUGUAAAUAUCGAUUUUUUUACUCCCAAUCUCAGAGAACGAAAUGGUCAUUAAUUGUCAUUAACGGAAAUAAUAAUAAUAAUAAAAAAACUCAGUGAUUAUGGCCGCCCAGCAUCAUUAUACUGUUGAAGUAGGUGAUACUAAUUUCACAAUUCUAAGUCGAUAUAUUAAGUUAAGGCCUAUUGGAUCUGGCGCCCAAGGAAUAGUUUGUGCUGCUUAUGACACGAUUACUGAACAACACGUCGCUAUUAAAAAACUAUCUCGACCAUUCCAAAAUGUGACGCAUGCUAAAAGAGCAUACAGAGAAUUUAAGCUAAUGAAGCUUGUGAAUCACAAGAAUAUAAUUGGUUUGCUUAACGCUUUUACGCCUCAGCGUAAUUUAGAUGAAUUCCAGGAUGUUUAUCUUGUAAUGGAGUUGAUGGAUGCCAAUCUAUGUCAAGUUAUUCAAAUGGAUCUAGAUCAUGAUCGCAUGUCGUAUUUGCUCUAUCAAAUGUUGUGCGGAAUAAAGCAUUUGCAUUCCGCCGGAAUUAUACAUAGAGAUUUAAAACCUUCCAAUAUAGUUGUUAAGGCCGACUGUACUUUAAAAAUAUUGGAUUUUGGACUCGCACGCACAGCGGGUACUACAUUUAUGAUGACUCCCUAUGUGGUUACCAGAUAUUACAGAGCUCCAGAGGUUAUUUUGGGAAUGGGUUAUACCGAAAAUGUGGACAUUUGGUCCGUUGGUUGCAUUAUGGGUGAGAUGAUCAGAGGCGGUGUUCUAUUCCCCGGUACCGAUCACAUUGAUCAGUGGAAUAAAAUCAUUGAGCAACUUGGUACACCAUCGCCAAAUUUUAUGCAGAGAUUGCAGCCAACUGUGCGCAAUUAUGUUGAGAAUCGUCCAAGAUAUACUGGAUAUUCAUUUGAUAGACUAUUUCCCGAUGGCCUCUUUCCUACGGAUAAUAAUCAAAAUAGUCGAAGGAAGGCAGCUGAGGCCAGAGAUUUGCUCAGUAAGAUGCUAGUCAUUGAUCCAGAGCUACGAAUAUCGGUUGAUAAAGCUUUAAAGCAUGAGUACAUUAAUGUCUGGUACGAUGCUGAAGAGGUGGAUGCUCCUGCACCAGAGCCAUAUGAUCACAGCGUCGAUGAAAGGGAGCACACAGUUGAGCAAUGGAAGGAGUUAAUUUAUGAAGAAGUAAUGGACUACGAAGCACACAAUACAACUAAUAUUGCCCGGUAGAACAAGAAGUAUUCCUUAAUAAGUCAAUAGCUUAUCAACAAUACAACAAUUUUAUUAAAUAUAUAUAGUAAUCACAACUACAAAUAAAACGCAUACAGUUUAAUGUACCAAAUGUUUUAUUACUGCAAAAAAA
Messenger RNA from Drosophila innubila, 1516 nucleotides. RefSeq names its product stress-activated protein kinase JNK (gene bsk). Gene Ontology annotation, cellular component: cytoplasm; nucleus. The coding region runs from base 271 to 1383 and encodes 370 amino acids. Gene Ontology annotation, molecular function: JUN kinase activity; ATP binding. The record is from RefSeq and is a predicted model, not a curated record. Gene Ontology annotation, biological process: protein phosphorylation; JNK cascade. The transcript is spliced from 7 exons. Lineage: Eukaryota; Metazoa; Arthropoda; Insecta; Diptera; Drosophilidae.